AUGCAUGAACCAAUCACCGCUUUGUUCUCUUCUCAAUCUACUGAAGCUGAGAGACUGAUCCAUGAAGAAGAACCAAAUGAUGAUGAAAUCACGAAUCGUUUUCGAAGUUUGGUAGAAAGCAUUGAGCAGAAACAAGUCAAAAGGUUGGCAGUUCAUUCAAAAAAUUUUGAAUAUGAGAUUCGAAAGCUUUGUGACGUAGCAAAGGAGAAUCAUGACAUUUUUGUUAAACAAGUGACACAAAUGAAGGAGUCUGUGGAUCUUAAAGUGGCUGAAAUUAAAUCGGAUAUGUCCAAAGAGGUUGAAAAGAUAGAGAAAAAUUACACUUUGUUGCAUAGCAAAGUUGAUGUCGUUGCGACUGCUAUCACAAAGUUGUUUGAUUUCAACACUGAGUAUUCGAACAAGCUUGAAGUAAUGUUGGAAAAGUAUUCUCAGAUUUCCCACUGA
This is a messenger RNA of Lactuca virosa, 444 nucleotides long. Lineage: Eukaryota; Viridiplantae; Streptophyta; Magnoliopsida; Asterales; Asteraceae. The record is from the annotation of a GenBank genome assembly.